AUGACCUCUUCUGACCACAGCACGAAGGAUGUCAUUGACAUCUCCGACGACUCGCCAGGUCCGUCACAGGCAUCGGGCGCUGGACCAUUCCCAGCCCCCUCGACGGCCCAAGCGGCCGCAGAGGUCCUGACCAUCAACUCUGCGCAGCCAGGCAAUGCAGGCCCCUCCCAGGGUUCUUCUCCUCCCGCCAGCAACGCCGCGGCCGAGGUGGUUCGAGCCCUGGAGGGCGUGCACCGGGGAGUGACGGCCCGUCUGGACAGGACCAAUCUGGCACAGCCCAUCGAGGAGAACACGCGGGACAUCCAGGAGCUCCGGCGCAAGAACGACGCCAACCUCCAAGGCAUCACCGAGGUUGGACAGACACUCGCCAGCCACGCGCAGAUGCUCCGGGACGUCCAGGCCGGCAUGGAAAACCUGUAUGGAGGUUCCCCCCUCUCUGCGCAGCCUCCUUCGCCGGAGCCGGAGCCGGAGCCGGAGCCAGAGCGAUGCAUUAUCACCUUCUGGGUCUCGCCCGAGAUGAGAGCGAAGAUCAGGGGAUUUGAGGACUUCUGA
Molecule: messenger RNA, 552 nt
Organism: Thyridium curvatum
Lineage: Eukaryota; Fungi; Ascomycota; Sordariomycetes; Thyridiales; Thyridiaceae
Exons: 1
Coding region: 1-552 (183 amino acids)
Source: RefSeq, a predicted model, not a curated record